AUGGCUUGCUGUCUGAAGGACGAGCUCCUGUGUUCCAUCUGCCUCAGCAUCUACCAAGAUCCAGUCAGUUUUGGGUGCGAGCACUACUUCUGCCGCAAGUGCAUCACUGAGCACUGGAGCCGGCAGGAGCCGCACGGCGCCCGCGACUGCCCCGAGUGCCGACGCAGCUUCGCCGACCCGCUGCUGUCGCCCAGCCUCAAGCUGUCUAACAUCGUGGAGCGCUACUCGGCCUUUCCGCUCGACGCCAUUCUUAACGCCCAACGCAGCUCGUACCCCUGCAAGGACCACGAGAAGGUCAAGCUCUUCUGCCUCACUGACAAGAGCCUGGUGUGCUUCUUCUGCGACGAACCGGCGCUCCACGAACAGCACCAGGUCACCACCAUUGACGAGGCGUACGAAGAAAUUCAGAGAGAGAUGAAAGAGCAGCUGGCCACACUGCAUGACAGCGAGAAGGGUCACACCGAGGCCCUGCAGCUCUUGCAGAGACAGCUCACUGAGACUAAGUCUUCAGCCAAAGGUCUGCGCGCCACCAUCGGCGAUGCCUUUGAGCGCCUUCACCGCUUCCUACGCGAGCGUCAGAAGAGCAUGUUAGAAGAACUAGAGAUGGACACGGCGCGUAAGCUAACCGACAUCGAGCACAAGAUCCAACGCUAUAGCCAGCAACUACGCGACGUCAAGGAGGGCAUCCAAAUCCUGCAGGAGCGGCUCAAUGAGACGGGACGCCACGACUUCCUUGAAGGAGUGGCCAUCACAUCUGAGAGGAUUAAAGGGAAGAUCCAUGAGACCAAUCUGACUUAUGAAGACUUUCCGACAUCCAAGUACAUGGGGCCUUUGCAGUACACCAUCUGGAAGUCACUAUUCCAGGAUAUUUCUCCAGUGCCCGCCGCUUUGAUGCUGGACCCCAUCACGGCUCACCAAAGACUGAUCCUUUCGGACGACUGCACCAUCGUGGCCUACGGGAACCUCCAUCCGCAGCCGCUGCAGGACUCGCCACGACGCUUUGACGUGGAGGUGUCGGUCCUCGGUGCCGAGGGCUUUGCGUCCGGCGUACACUACUGGGAGGUGAUGGUGUCAGAGAAGACCCAGUGGAUGAUCGGCGUAGCGAGCGAAACGGUGAGCCGCAAGGGCAGCAUCCAGAUCCAGCCCGGCCGCGGCUUCUACUGCAUCGUCAUGCACGACGGCAACCAAUACAGCGCCUGCACCGAGCCUUGGACCCGUCUCAAUGUCAAGAGCAAGCUCGAGAAGGUGGGCGUCUACCUGGACUACCCCAAAGGCCUGCUCAUCUUCUACAACGCGGACGACAUGUCCUGGUUGUACACCUACCGUGAGAAAUUCCCGAUGAAGGUCUUCCCUUACUUCAGUCCGGGCCAAAGUCACGCCAACGGCAAGAACGUACAGCCUCUGCGGAUUAACACCGUGCGCCUUUAG
Molecule: messenger RNA, 1428 nt
Organism: Nerophis lumbriciformis (worm pipefish)
Lineage: Eukaryota; Metazoa; Chordata; Actinopteri; Syngnathiformes; Syngnathidae
Source: RefSeq, a predicted model, not a curated record